This is a messenger RNA of Liolophura sinensis, 2075 nucleotides long. Its product is annotated as arylsulfatase A-like. Gene Ontology annotation, molecular function: arylsulfatase activity. The coding region runs from base 14 to 1732 and encodes 572 amino acids. The transcript has 2 exons. NCBI's taxonomy places the organism in Eukaryota, Metazoa, Mollusca, Polyplacophora, Chitonida, Chitonidae. The record is from RefSeq and is a predicted model, not a curated record.
CAGUGAGGUAAAAAUGUUUGCUUGUGGCCCCUUACCUCGUUUGGUGUUAAUAUAUGCAUUAUUGCAAUCUGGUAACGCUGAUUCUUCUAAUGAUGAUGGCGAUACAAAACCUAAUGUUGUGAUAUUUCUAGCAGACGAUCUUGGCUAUGGAGAUUUAGGUUGCUAUGGUAAUGAUAAAGUGGCGACGCCUAACAUCGAUGCUUUGGCAGCGGAGGGGUUGAAGUUUUCCAGGAUGUACUCUCAGCCCGUGUGCACGCCAGCCAGGGCUGCUUUACUUACAGGAAGUUACCCUGUGAGACAUGGUUUAAUGGGAGACUCCUUGGCUAUCUUCGGUCCAAACUGGCCUGUAUUUAGAAGUCAUGCCCAGCCAGGUGGGAUAGCCUGUAGCAGAGAUACCUUCCUACCUCGCAUCUUCCAGUUAUCAGGGUACCGAAAUGCCAUGAUAGGAAAGUGGCACCUGGGCAUUGGCAGAGAUGGGGAACAUCUGCCCAUGAAAUGUGGGUUUGAUGUAUUCUAUGGUAUUCCAGGGUCUCAUUGUGCAGGAUGUACCAGUGACGAGAAAUACAGACUGACUGACCAUGACUUGUUUGUGAGGUCUGUUUCUAGUCACAUUCCAGCCAUUAGUGCUGUUGUGGCUUUUCUUCUCACAGGUGUAUACAUGAACAUGAUAGGGAAGCAUGCCAUCGUGCUUAUCCUUGCUUGUUUCUGUAUUGGCCUGUUUCUACAUCGUGCAUUCUUCUUUUUGCUACAUGACAACCCUCUGUCUUGCAUUCUGAUGAGAAACAAGGAGAUCAUCGAGCAACCAUACAAAGAUGAUAAUAUGACACUGAGGAUGACGAAUGAGGCCAUAGGGUUUAUUUCAGAUCUGGACCAUGCUAAAACCCCCUUUUUCUUGUUCAUGUCAUACUUACAGCCACAUGUUCCCAGCUUCAGAUCUAAAAAUUUUGUGGGCAAAUCUAAGCAAGGACAAUACUAUGACUCUGUCAUGGAGAUAGACUGGAGUGUGGGUGUUGUUGUCAAACGACUUCAGGAGUUAGGUAUCAAAAAUAACACCCUGAUUAUUUUUGCCUCUGACAAUGGCCCCGAAAUCACUAAUCCUGUAAUAGAUAUACCCAACCCGCUUGAGAUGCAGGGUUCUACUCUGUACAAAUCAGAGCAGCAUAAGGCAGGUGUUGAGCUGUCAGGUGAAAAGGGUUCUGUGAGGGAAGGAGGCAUCCGUGUGCCUGCAAUCAUCUCAUGGCCAGGCCACAUUCCUCCAGGAUCUCAGUCAAAUGCUAUGACCUCACUAAUGGAUGUCUUCCCAACAGUUCAAGAAAUUCUUAAAAUUGGAAAUGUUAACCGAUUUAUUGAUGGUAAAAGCUUGACUCCAAUAUUCAAGAACCCAGGCUUAAUUAUCCACCAUGAGAUGUUACUUCAUUUCUGUGAUAUGAACAGUGUGGCUGCAGUGUCAUAUGGAAACUAUAAAUUGCACUAUCUCAGUGGAAAAAACAAUCACAGUUGUGCAGGAGCCAUACUUCAGCCCCCUCUUCUCUUCAAUAUUACAGAAGAUCCAGGGGAGACAACUCCUUUGCCAGUGUACGAACAUGAGCCACUUCUUCACAAGGUUCACAUGGAUGUUAUAAAGCAGCAAACCAGUUUAUUACCAAAAACAGUGGCUCAGUCUUCACAUUUUGCUAGGGUUCCACGUCCAUGGCUGUUUCCUUGUGCAAAUUUUCCUUACUGUCACAUUUGACUACCUGAGUAACAAAUUAUGAAUACCUAAUAAUCAAUAGUUAACUGUCAAACAUUUAUACAUAAUGUUGCUUUUGUCUGUGACAUAGUGGUUGUAUAUGUUUUGAGAACAUAAAUUUAAUGUAAAUAUAAAAACAAUACUGUUAAAAUGUAUAGGUAUAUAUCUUGUAAGAUUACCCACUUACGAUACAUAUGAUUUAAUGGCUCUUUCCAUACUACAUAUAUAUUUAUUCAUCAUUUUAAGAUUCUUUUCAUGCAUAUUUCUUGGAACCUCAAUGCCCUUGAAAAUAAAUUUAAUAAUUUUUCUCGACAAAGUGUAAGAUUGUAAUUUCAAAUUUCUUUUG